ACCCUUUAAUUUAAUUAUCAUAUAUUCCUCUUCUUCAUUGAUCUGAGAAAGAAGGCGAAGAAGAGGAGGAUCCAAACCCUAACAAACGACACCGUUCCUCCCCUCUUCCUCCUCCAGUCUUCCAAUGGCAGAGAAAACUCAUGAGAGCAUAAAAACAAUCCCGCCGUACAUGAAGGCGCUAUCGGGGUCACUGGGAGGCGCAAUGGAGGCGUGCUGCUUACAGCCCAUUGAUGUCAUCAAGACUCGUCUCCAGCUGGACCGGUCCGGUUCGUACAAGGGAAUUAUCCACUGCGGCACCACCAUAGCUAGAAAUGAAGGUUUGCGGGCUUUAUGGAAGGGAUUGACUCCAUUCGCCUCGCAUUUGACUUUGAAGUAUACGCUCCGGAUGGGCUCCAAUGCGGUCCUGCAGUCCGCGUUUAAGGACGCGCAAACGGGUAAUCUGAGUCACCAUGGGAGGCUGCUUUCCGGAUUCGGGGCGGGCGUGCUAGAAGCUCUUGUUAUUGUCACGCCGUUUGAGGUGGUGAAAAUCAGACUACAGCAGCAGAAAGGAUUGAGCCCUGAACUUUUGAAGUACAAAGGACCUCUACAUUGUGCUCGUAUGAUCAUCCGCGAAGAAGGUGUGCUUGGUCUGUGGGCAGGAGCUGCACCAACUGUUAUGCGCAAUGGGACAAAUCAGGCUGCCAUGUUUACAGCCAAGAAUGCAUUUGAUGGGAUUUUGUGGAACAAACAUGAGGGUGAUGGGAAAGUGCUUCAGCCAUGGCAGUCCAUGAUAUCAGGAUUUCUUGCAGGGACGGCUGGUCCAGUAUGCACCGGGCCCUUUGAUGUUGUAAAGACGAGGCUAAUGGCUCAGAGCCGUUCUGGAGGUGAGUUGAAGUACAAAGGCAUGGUCCAUGCUAUCAAAACUAUAUAUGCUGAGGAAGGUUUACGUGCAUUGUGGAAGGGACUGCUGCCGCGGCUUAUGAGGAUCCCACCUGGUCAGGCCAUUAUGUGGGCUGUAGCUGACCAGAUAACUGGAUUAUAUGAGAGGAGAUAUAUGAAGAAUGCAUUAAUAUAAGACCAAUUUUGCACUCUCUCUCUUCAUAAGGUUCCUAUGAUGUUUGAGGCACUGAAAUUACGAGGUUUCGAGUUCUUUAAAACUUAUUAAAUCAGAAAAGGCAACUAUUCAGAUUUUCUUUACCCCAUUCUCUUUUUAAAUCCGGCGAACAAAUGGGUAUCUUUUUCUUUCAUUUACUUGCUUCAAUGAAGCUAGGACGUAGAUGAGGAACUCUAUUGAUGAUAAAGUGCUUGGAGCCGUUCUUGAAACAGGAGUUUGUUAAUUCUGGUUUUUGUUCAUUAUUGUAGUAGGUGGUUUCAUUAAAGAAACCACCUUUUGGAUUCCUAUAAGAAGGGCCUUAAUUUCUCCAUAUUUUUCAGAUCAAUCUCUCAUUUUUUUGAAUUUGUGAAAUCUGUAUGCAAGAAACCUUGGGAUUGUUAAUUGCUAUGACAUUGUAAUUCAUUUAGCGCCAA
This is a messenger RNA of Olea europaea var. sylvestris, 1506 nucleotides long. Its product is annotated as mitochondrial succinate-fumarate transporter 1. The transcript is spliced from 2 exons. NCBI's taxonomy places the organism in Eukaryota, Viridiplantae, Streptophyta, Magnoliopsida, Lamiales, Oleaceae. Gene Ontology annotation, biological process: fumarate transport; succinate transport. The coding region runs from base 125 to 1054 and encodes 309 amino acids. The record is from RefSeq and is a predicted model, not a curated record.